CCUGAACAAACAGUAAUCUUUGAAUUGGUUUGCUCUAACCGCAUUUCUUUGACUUAUAGACUUAGAUUUAGUCACAUUUUUUUUAGUCGUCUCAAAGUAAUUGGUAAAAAUGGUGGGUUCGAGGUACAUCUUGCUGUUCCUAGCCGUGUUUUACUUCCUGGAUGACGGUGCUGCGAUUACCUGCGAUGUGGCACCCACGGAUUCCUCCUGCAUCGACUGCCGAGUGUAUCCCACUCAUGUUGAGUGCCUUCAGAGACUUUGGGCUACAACCACGACUGCUGCCCCCUUUGCCACGGCCACCACCAAGAGAUCCCGAAUCGGCAGAAUUCGAAACUUCUUCAGCACUUUCAUAACGCGGAUUAAAAGUAAAAAUUGGUUUUAAAUAACAAAAAAUAAUAAACACUUUUGUGAGAA
Drosophila gunungcola (fruit fly) is the source of this 414-nucleotide messenger RNA. RefSeq lists its product as uncharacterized. NCBI's taxonomy places the organism in Eukaryota, Metazoa, Arthropoda, Insecta, Diptera, Drosophilidae. The transcript has a single exon. Bases 110 to 382 code for a protein of 90 amino acids. The record is from RefSeq and is a predicted model, not a curated record.